AAGAAGAAAAUUUUUUUGUUUCAUGUCCUGGAGCCCAAAUCCUCCGUUUUCUCUCACUUUCUCUCUUCCGAAUCACGACUUUCACUCUGUUGAGAAGAAUAAAAGUUUUUUGUUUCGUUUCCUGGAACGAGAACCUGCCAUUUUCUUUCACUUUCUCUCACUUUCCCUCCCUUUCUCUCCAUUUUGUAAUAACCUUCUUCUUCUCUACUCUCCGCAGUAAGCUUAAGCUCUCUUUUGGUUCCUACCCAUCUCGCUCCAAUUUCGCAGAUAGAGGCAAUAGGGUGAUGAGUCAGCUUCUGAAUCUAGUCCAAGCGACUUUCUUCUUAAAUAAACUUCGUUUCUACGAGGGACCCAAGUUUCUUCAGCAAAAGUCCUGUUUAUACUUGGGAAAGUAUGCUCAACUUCAGAAAUAUCAGGGUCUUCAGUUGUCUUUGCAAGGGGUGGUAGUUGUUCAUGUUGAGUGCUUAUUCAAAUGUAAGGCCUAUCUUUGCAGUGGAGGAGAAUUGGAUGCCUUCCCACACAUACAAACUCUAAGAAAAUUUCCCAAGGAGGAGCUUGAUGCAAAAGUUGUCUUGGUCCGAUUUGAUUCUGCCAUAUUGCUCAGGGAGGAACAGGAACAGCAGAGUCAAUUAGUCUCCAAUGCGCUUUUCACCAUUAAGUAUUUAUAUGAAUCUGGGGCCAAAGUAGUUCUAGCGAGUGACUGGUGUACAAAAAUCAACCCAAAACUUAUUCAUGCAGAGUCUGUUGCAGAUUUCUUGUCAUCAAUCCUUAAAUGCAGAGUUGUUCCAGUGUGUUCCAUUUCUUGUCGUACUCCAUCAAAGAGGGAAGGCCUUGAGAAAGCAGAUAUCCUUCUUCUUGAGAAUCUUUCUGAGUUUAAGGAGGAAGUUGCCAAUUGUUCAAAGUUUGCUCAAUUGUUAUCAUGGGGAAUUGAUAUUUUUGUUAAUGACUCAUUUUCCCUGUCACAUAAAAUCCUUGCAUCAACUGUUGGUGUUGCUCGCUUCUGUCAUUCCUGUGUAGCUGGUUUUCACUUUGAGGAGAGCCUAUGUCAACUGAAGAAGGUUGCCGAAACCAGCAGAAAUCCUUAUGUUGCAGUUAUUGGAGGUGGUAAUCUCUAUCAAAAAGCUGCUGCCUUGCAUUUCUUGGCUUCUAGAUGUGAUGGUUUGGUCUUUAUUGGAAAGAUGUCAUUUCAAAUAAUGCAUGCAUUGGGUCUAUCUGUACCCUUGGAUUUUGUGGAAUACGGGGCACUCAAUGAAGUUUUAGAUAUAGCCCAGACAGCAUACAAUAGAAAUACACAAAUUCUCUAUCCAAAAGACUUUUGGUGCAAGAAUAAUUGUUUUCCUGGGAAAUUGGAGUUGUUUCCUUCUGAUGGAAUUUUGGAUGGCUGGGUACCUGUUGAUCUUGGGCCAGUGUCAUUGGAUGAAAUAAACUCCUUGCUUACAAAAUGCGAGAAAGUUCUAUGGAUUGGUCCCUUGAAAUUCAGUGACUCAAAUCAACACACAAAUGGGUCAUCUCCUUUGACUCAGAUGCUUGAUAUUCUAUGUCGAAGAAAAUGUGAUUUAACUGUUGUGGGGAGCAUGGCUGAGAUGAAGAAAUCCUCUUCUGACUCAGGUUUUAAUAUGCUUGUGAAUUCUUCGGUUGUAUGGGAGUUUCUCAAAGGAAGAAAGCUUCCAGGGGUUAUGGCCUUAGAUAGAGCAUACCCAUUUGAGAUCAAUUGGAAUGCUACUUACUGUGAUCCAACACAACCUUUGGUAGUAGAUAUUGGAAGCGGUAAUGGACUUUUUAUUAUGGGAAUGGCUAGAAAGAGGACAGAUUUGAAUUUUCUUGGUUUAGAGAUUAAUGAAAAGCUCACAAGGUGUUGUGCAGCUUCUGUUCAACGCUCUGGAAUAAAGAAUGGGUACUUCAUUGCAACAAAUGCAACGACAACAUUUCGUUCCAUAGUUUCUAGUUACCCUGGAGACUUGGUUCUUGUUUCAAUACAGUGUCCAAACCCCGAUUUUAAUAAACCAGAGCAUAGAUGGCGAAUGCUGCAGAGGACAUUAGUCGAAGCAGUAGUAGAUCUUCUUACAUCUGAUGGAAAGGUUUUUCUUCAAUCUGACAUAGAAGCAGUUGCUGUCCGAAUGAGAGAACAAUUUCUGAAAUAUGGCAAGGGUAAACUUUCUGUUAUGCAUGGCCAAGGAGACACCAAAUCUAGAGAAGGGUGGCUUGAGGAGAACCCAUUUGGAGUUAGGUCAGAUUGGGAACAACAUGUUAUAUAUCGUGGGGCCCCAAUGUAUAGGUUGAUGCUUUCCAAAUCAACCAAAUAUUGAAUGAAGUUGCUGGAGUGUUGAUUUGUGAAAGCUGGCUAUUGUUUACCAUGGAAGCUAACUGGGACUCCCCUACCUCUUAGAAAGUACACAAAAGUGAGCAAAAGUCUGUGCAGCAAGGCUCUACUGUUUCUAACAAUUGUUUCUCCAAGCGACAUCAUCUGAAAUAGCAGUAUACAAGUAAGAUGCUGCAUCAUAUAUUUUUUUUGUCAAUUCAGAUACUGAUAGCAUGCAGGAAACUGAUGGUGAUAAAUGGUGUGUUUGCUUUAUCACCACUCUUAAAAUAUCCCUUUUCAUAACCCGAAGGGGUUGGCCCAAGUAGUGAAGGUCUUGGUCUUGGGGUAUCACUCUCUUCAAGGUUUAAGGUUCCACACCUCAUGGGUGCAAACAAUCUUUUGAGGCCACACCCCCUGAUGAAAAAUCUGCGAUUAACUAGUUCUGUGUAGGGAAAUUUCUAAGGGUGUAGUGCACAGGACCGUUGUUUACUUUGUAGGGCUGGGUCCGAAGGGCCCUAGCAUUCCCCAACAUUAAAGAAAAAAAAAUCCCUUUUCAUUAUGUUGAAAUGCAAUAACCAGGGCAGAUCGAUGCCGUGACAAAAAGGAGCAUUACACCUGUACGACUCUCCUCAUGCUGGACAUAGGCAAAACCCUCUCAAAGAGAUAGGAGAGGACGUCGGAAUUCAAGCCAACGCGAAACACAAAGAUAUGCCUUUCUUCCAUUAAUUUCAAAGUUUCACGGCAUCUGCUGCACAUUAUAUAAGAAAAUUCUGGUAGUGGUUCAAUUCCUGCCACAAACUAUGUAGCUUAUGGAAAUAAGUUGUUACACACAAUUCUGACCCUGGGGUUGUUCUUUGGAAGUCAACGCUUCAUUUCAUAAACCCUGUUACAUUACCAGUUUUUGAACGAGUAUUGAGUUGCUCCCAAACAUCCUUUGUAGUUUGGAAAAAUAAUACCUUGACUAAUAUUUGCUCGCAGAGAAUGUAAUGGCCACGACAUACUUAUGAAGUUAUGUACAUUGC
Molecule: messenger RNA, 3321 nt
Organism: Juglans regia (Persian walnut)
Lineage: Eukaryota; Viridiplantae; Streptophyta; Magnoliopsida; Fagales; Juglandaceae
Product: phosphoglycerate kinase-like
Exons: 14
Coding region: 285-2306 (673 amino acids)
Biological process (GO): tRNA modification; gluconeogenesis; glycolytic process
Cellular component (GO): cytosol
Molecular function (GO): ADP binding; tRNA (guanine(46)-N7)-methyltransferase activity; ATP binding
Source: RefSeq, a predicted model, not a curated record